Messenger RNA from Notolabrus celidotus (New Zealand spotty), 4266 nucleotides. RefSeq names its product dentin sialophosphoprotein-like. Lineage: Eukaryota; Metazoa; Chordata; Actinopteri; Labriformes; Labridae. Gene Ontology annotation, cellular component: nucleus. The record is from RefSeq and is a predicted model, not a curated record. Gene Ontology annotation, molecular function: DNA binding; DNA-binding transcription factor activity. Gene Ontology annotation, biological process: regulation of DNA-templated transcription; circadian rhythm.
GGGAUAGAGGACAAAAACGUGACUAGGCAGCCUAAGAGCUGUUAUGCAACCACUGACCUACUAACACAUAUUUCUAGAAAGGGAGCCGAGAAACUAGAGCAAAGCGUCCGGCAUCAUACCACACACAGGCAGCUCGAGCCAAGAGACGGAAACAGCAAUCCACCCGACCCACUGACUUAACCACAACUGACCUGAACACCGACAGGAACAGAGGAAGAAAACUUCACGCAUUUUGGGAGCUUUCUUUCUUAAGGCAGAAGUAAAGGAGGAAACGAGAGCGAGACGGCUUUUGUGUCCGGGAUCUGAUAUUUUUCUCCUCCAGGACAUUGAAAGCAGUUAGUGGUCAACAACUGGCAGAACUGAAUCUGGAUCCUCAGGGAGCUCCAAAGUAGACGGACUGACCUACAUCCUCUGAAAGAUAUUCAAAGAAGCAGGACAGCCGCCUGACAGGCAUCACAGCUCUACUAAAGAUUUAGGAAGACACGGAUCAACUCUGUAUCACCUCCAGCAAGACUCCAGAGACCGCUUUGAACAAUUUGCCAAGAGAUAAACAAAGACUCUUUGCUCAAAAUACGAACUCAUUUAUUUUUAUAGGUUUCUUUUUCUGAACAAAUGUCUGAGGUUUUUGUAGAGUUCCACCUCUUUUUAAUCUUCUUGGCUAAUUUUGACACUUGAACGAUUUUAUCUUGAAGAUAAGCAAAGGAAAUCAAUGAGGUUAUCUCUUCGAGGAGCACAAAUACCUCAUCAAGAAGUUUUUGCAGAUCCUGCAACAUAAGUGAAACCCCCUCAUAACAAAGCGGAAGUCGUGUAAAGUUUUACAUCUUUUCCCUUCACCCCUUUGCCCUUUGCUAGAGUGAUACUCUAGCCCCCAGCUGGGAAAAAUGGAAAGUCUGAGUUUACACAUCCCAUCCGCCAGCAACAAAAAUGCCAUGGAAGUAGACGCAUUAUCCCCCUACAGUGCGAGCCUUCCAUCUCCCAAUCCUGAAAGUGAGGGCAGGAGCGGCCGCCAGAGUAAAGGUUCCAAGGCUAGUCUGUCAUGUCGUCGCAAGAGAGAGUUCAUCUCUGAGGAGAAGAAAGAUGCAUCCUAUUGGGAAAAACGGAGGAAGAACAAUGAGGCAGCUAAGCGUUCAAGGGAAAAACGCCGCCUGAAUGACAUGGUGCUGGAGAACCGGGUCAUGGCACUGAAUGAGGAGAACGUUCGUCUAAAAACUGAACUCCUUCAGCUCAAGUUGCGCUUUGGCCUCAUCAGCACAGCUUCCUACAUGGAGAAAAGUCAGCAGAUCUCCAACAGUGCUGCUAGUACUACUGCUAGUAUCAAUGGGAGCAGCAGCAAUGGCACCCCAAACAGUCAUGCCUACCUCUCAAGCAGCGGCUACUCCAGUGCAUCUCACGCCAUGCUGAAUUCCGACUCUUCUGAAACUGAACUGUCAACCCGUGGAGACCGUCACAACGCGCUCCACAGCUACUCUCCACGAGGCUCUGUCUCCGACAUGUCUGACACCUCCUCAAGGGACAGCCCAGAGCCCAUGGGCUACAGCAUCAAGACGGAGCCCUCAGGUAUCGAGAUGGCCAGACUGGAUAGCAAUGGUGUGUCAAGUGGGGCUUACAAUGGCAACCACACUUCUCACCAGCAGAACUCCCCAUUGGCAGACAAUGCCAUGGACUACCAGCACCACCAACAGCAGCAGCAUAGCCACAUGGAGGCCUCCAGCCCAGCCCCUCAGGCCACCUCUGCACAGAGGAGCGUGAUCCUGUACCGCUCCAGCAGUGGCUAUUACCCGAUGGAGAGUCAGAGGCCAGAAGACCAGCAGUCCCAGCAGAGCAGACCAGUGCAGCAUGUCUCCAAGUUCUCCGACUGCUCAGUGACCAUCACAGAGGUCGCUGAGAAGCUGGAAAGGACAAAGACACUAGACUCUCCUCAGUAUGACUACUCUAAUGGUCAUGAUGAAGAAGAAGAGGAGCUUGAAAGGUACAAUUCCAACGCUCAGCAACAACGUGAUGACCAUCAUGCAAACUACAGCUACCAGGGUCAUGAGAGCAGUCAUCAACAUGCAGGAAACCACCAGAACCCUUUUGCCCCUGAUCUGAUCCAUAACACUGAGGAGGGCAAGCCCUCAUUCCCCCAGCACAACAGCUACCUCAACACACUGGAUGAAGAGCCCCCGGUUCUCACCUACGAGGGAGGCCCUCGAGCUGGCGGUUUCUACCAGGAGAACACCUCCGCUAAAGACACCUCAUCCAGUGAUGGAGAUCCCCGUAGCUCUGACAAGGAAGGCUCCACAGAUGAUGAGUCUCCCUCCUCAUCCUCCUCAGACAUUAGCAACUACCACCAGAAGGUGGUGAGAGCUGCCGGUUCACACGGCGAGUGCCAAGCUGAGGUCAGAGCGACUGCCCUGCCCCACAAGCUCCGCCUCAAGUACAGAGCCUUGUCCAAUGGAGCAGCAGGAUUGCUAAUGGAAGGACCAGUAAACACCUCCAUGUCCCCCUCUCCCAAUUUGCCUCAGCAUCCUUACUUAGCUCUUCCCAGCAACCCCCAUGGCACCCAAGCCCACAUGGAGAGCAAAGACAUGGACAAUGAGAGUGACUUUGUAGAACAGGUGGAGCCUCAGGUGAAUGAGAGGACGGAGGCUAAAAAGGAGGUUGGAAAGAAGGGAUCCAGCAGUAGUAGGUCUGGGCGCAGUAAGAGGCGAGACUAAGGACAUUUAUGAGCAGCUCUUUAUGCCACCUCUUUGUUGUCUACAGCAGACAGACAACUGCAACUAUGACUCGCAUCGACACCUAUCAAGACAGGAGAGAAAAUCCUUGUAAGGUGUUGUUAGGAUGUGAUAUCACCAUCAAGUUUCACUGUGUCACCUGUUCCCCUUUACUCAACUCUCUCCUACCUCCCAUCCAUCACCCAGCCAAAAUAAUAUGUCACUUUGCAAGAGAGGGGACAGAAUGAAACUCUGUAGAGAUGGAGUCUGGGAUACUACCCAUGUGGAAAUUUCCACAUUAUUCAAUUAUUCAUAUUGUGAACUGCCUAGGUGGCCGGCCAGCAUUCAUUGUGGCAUUAUGGAAACAUUCCUUUAACCAAAGAAUUUGCAUUCUUCCUUUAGCAUCUCCCUUUUUUGCAAAGAGUUACAUUCUUCCUCUCUCAAUCAUGUCAUCUUAUACCCUCUGAACCAUCUGCACACAAGCUCCCUUCACUUUUGAAGCACUUAGAUUGUAUAUUACUGUGACAUAUAAAUUUGCAUAUAUGGAAUAUAUAUUUUAAGAAAAAAAUGUGGGAAAAACAACAAAAAAUAGAACCGUGGGAUUGGAAGUCGUAGACUCGAUGAGUUUGUUCAUGUAGAGACACAUUGUACAGUCCCUCUUUGUCUAGAAAAUGCCUCAAAUUUUUCUUUUGCUACAACUGAGAGCCACAACUUGUAAAGAAAAAAAAGGCGAAAAAGAAAGGUACACCUUUUUUUUCAGACUUAUCCAGGGCGUCAUUCAGGUGAUCUGAGCACUUUGACACUCAAAGCUGUCAAAACACUCAAGGCCAGUUAAGCGCAUAUCAGUCAAGGCUAUGCAGUCACACAUUGCUGUUGGCAAACCUGACAAGCACAGGGCAAGCCUUGUUUGCCUAAAAAAUCAUCAAAUAUUCAUUUCUAGACAACAGAUGUCUGUGAAAUCCAUGAAAUGGCUCUCCAGUUGCAAACCAGCAAAGCUGCUCUUUCUACAUAAGGUGCCUCUUUUGUUGUGUUGUCCCUUGUCCCAACUUCAGCCAAUGUCUUAACGAUCCCCUUCACGCCUGCACUGACUUGUUUUAGCUACAGUAGAUCAUCCAGUCAUCAGAGUUGAACUGUUUCACUUUCUGGUGCCUGCCUCUGGCCACUAUGUAUAAAUGUAAAAUUGUCUCUAUCUCUUGUAUACUGCUGUCAUUAUUUUAUUAUAAUUUAUUAAUAUUGUAAUUUUCUAUUAUAUUCAUUUAUUAUUUUGACUAUUGUUGUAUGUAUUUUUUUGUUAUCCUGUCGUGUCAUUUUGCUCUAUGCUCUUCCUGUUGUGCUGUGUAUUUACCCAUGCUCCUUUUACCCCAGUCACCAUUUGUACUCUGUGUUAUCGUAUAACCUUUGUUGUUCGCCAAAAGGCUUUCUGAAAAUGGAAAAAAAGAAUAAGGCUUGUCCAGAAAUGAUUAUGUAUUGUUAUACUUCAUGUGGAUAUGCAAACGGUUACAAAAAAACUCAUUUUUGAUUGUUUAAAACUCAAAAUGGGGAUAAAAAAUAAAAAUUUUGUUGAAUUCACAAA